AUGUCUGCAAACAAAUCUGAACAAAGCCAUCAAAAAACUUCGUCCAAAUCAGAAUCCUCGCAAAACGCAAUCUCUGACCAGGAAAUCCGUCAAGAAUCCUCCAAAGCCGCCGGUGCAGCAGCUUCUGCCCAGAAAAAGGCAAAGGAGCUAAGAGAUGCUGCAGCUGCUGCAGGCGACCCCGACGAGCGCCAGAAAUUAACAGAACAAGCCGUCAACGCUGAAAUCGAAGCCGAGUCCUUCGGCAAGACUGCAAAAUAUCUUCGCUCUGGUGCAUUCCAAGGCAUGGCUGCCGGUGCAGGCCUCGGCCUCGCUCCAUCAGCUACUCUAGGCGCAUUGACAGGGACGUUGGUAGGAGGCGUGACUUCCGUCAUCACGAGCGGACUGGGCGGCGGGAUUGGUGCCGCGGCUGGGGCAGCACAUGGCCCGAUGGUAGACAUGGGAAAAUUGGCUGGCAAAGGAGUGAAGAAAGCGACGAGCUUUUUGCCAUCGUGGGUCGCGAGUGAGGAGCAGAAGAAGACGCUCGAGAAGAUGGUCGGGCAGGUAAAAGAGGAGGACAUGCCGGAUGAGAAGGAGUUGGAGAAGCUGCAAGAAGACGGGGGGAAUGCGGCACCAGAUGAAGGAUGGAUGGAAGGCGUGAAAGGGAUGAUGCCGAAUAUGGGAGGAGUUGGUGAAGCUGGGGGAGGGGAAGGCGGUGAUAGUGCGCCACCGCAAGAGGAGCCUUCGAAGGAGAACAUUCAAAAGAAUGAGGGCGAAAAGAAGUCAGAGACGGCUGGAAAUGAACCAGAAGAGAAAGAGGCUCGCCAAAAGUCGAGUGAAGAUGCUCAAGAACCAGAUGGUAAAGAAGCAAACUUGACAGAAAGGGAAAAACGAUUAGACCAGCGAGAGCAAGAGCUGAACGAGAAAGAGGAAGAAUUACGCAAGAAAGAAAAAGACCUGAACGCACGUGAACCUGAAAGUCGAAAGAAGCCACGAAAACUAGAGGCAAAGUCACAGGACAGCAUUGUCGACUCAGAUAAACCGAAGACUAGAAAGACACCACGUAAACUAGAGACGAGAUCGAAUGAUGGCGGCGCCUAG
Molecule: messenger RNA, 1077 nt
Organism: Parastagonospora nodorum SN15
Lineage: Eukaryota; Fungi; Ascomycota; Dothideomycetes; Pleosporales; Phaeosphaeriaceae
Exons: 1
Coding region: 1-1077 (358 amino acids)
Source: RefSeq, a predicted model, not a curated record